Metschnikowia bicuspidata var. bicuspidata NRRL YB-4993 is the source of this 1095-nucleotide messenger RNA. RefSeq lists its product as uncharacterized. NCBI's taxonomy places the organism in Eukaryota, Fungi, Ascomycota, Pichiomycetes, Serinales, Metschnikowiaceae. The record is from RefSeq and is a predicted model, not a curated record. Bases 1 to 1095 code for a protein of 364 amino acids. Gene Ontology annotation, molecular function: hydroxypyruvate reductase [NAD(P)H] activity; glyoxylate reductase (NADPH) activity; NAD binding. Gene Ontology annotation, cellular component: cytosol. The transcript has a single exon.
AUGACCCGGCCCAAGGUGCUUAUUCUCGGCGACUUGAACACCAGCUUGCCCCACUACAAACGGUUUCUGGAGAAGUUCGAGUGCAUCCACCAUACGCUCGCCUCGACGCGUGAGGAAGUCAUUGCCGACUUCCACACCAAGUUCCACGACAUUUCGGCCAUCUACGGCGCCUGGCUUGGCUUCGUGCUUGUGGGCGGAUUCCACAGCGACAUUAUCGAGGCACUCCCACCAACCUUGAAAGUGGUCUCCAUCUGCUCCGUGGGCCACGACAACUACAACGGGGCGCAGAUGAAAGAAAAGGGCGUUGUGUUGACAAACGUGCCCUCGGACGGCGCCGCGGAACCGGUGGCAGACUUGGUGCUCUACAAUGCAUUGACUGCGUUCCGGAACUUCAACAUGUCGCUGGCGUUUUUGCGUCCGGAAAACGACCACACGGUGGCCGUGCGGGCCGAGUUGGAGUCCUGCAAAUUCGACUUUCAAACGGGGGCCCUUGUUGGCGGGCUGCCCCAGGGCUACUCUUUUGGAGAGUACAUUGGCGGGCGCCCGUGCCUCAGUCCCAAAGGCCACAAUGCGGUCAUCGUGGGGUUUGGAAAUAUCGGCCAGACCAUCGGGCGGAAGUUGAGUCUGAUCGGCAUGAACAUCCACUAUGUCAAGAGACGCCAGCUCAGCGGGGCAGAGGAACGCAGCCUCGGCUUCGUGGCCACCUACCACCGGUCCAUAGGCGCCACGUGUCUGUUUGCAGAUUUGGUGGUGAUCGCGUGUCCCGCCACUCCGGAAACGCACCAUCUCUUGAACAGCGCCGUUCUUGGAAGUUUCGCCAAGCCCAUCCGCGUCAUCAAUAUAGGAAGGGGGUCGGUGAUUGACGAGCAGGCGCUCGUCGACUCGUUGAAAUCGGGCAAGGUUGUAUUUGCGGGGUUGGACGUGUAUGAAAACGAGCCCUCCGUGCACCCGGAGCUCUAUGGCAGACAAGAUGUGUUCUUGACUCCCCACGUGGGUGCCUCGACCACCGAGAACUUCGACCACACUGCGGUGGUGGCCAUGGAAAACAUCGAGGCUGUUCUUGGGGGGAGACCUGCGUUGACGCAGGUGAAUUGA